CUCCCGUAUUGCCACUUCCGGCAGAGCCACUGGGGAAGUCGGCAGCUGCUCCGGCUCUUCGUGGAGCGCGCGGUGAGUUAAGGUUUGCGCGCCUCGUCGGGUCAAGACGCUGGUCGCUAGAUUUCUGCCUUUGUCUCCUCUUAUUUCCCAUCUGGCGAUGGCGACGUACACCUGCAUCACCUGCCGGGUGGCGUUCGACGACGCGGAGAUGCAGCGGGCCCACUACAAGACAGAUUGGCACCGCUACAACCUGAAGCGGAAAGUGGCGGACAUGGCCCCGGUCACCGCCGAGGGCUUCCAGGAGCGCGUGCGGGCGCAGCGGGCCGUGGCGGAGCAGGAGAGCAAGGGCACGGCCACCUACUGCACCGUCUGCAGUAAGAAGUUUGCCUGCUUCAACGCCUACGAAAACCACCUCAAGUCCCGGCGGCAUGUGGAGCUGGAGAAGAAGGCGGUGAGUCGGAGGGUGGAGAUGAUGAACGAGAAGAACUUGGAGAAAGGGCUGGGCGUGGACAGCGUGGACAAGGAUGCCAUGAACGCGGCCAUCCAGCAGGCCAUCAAGGCGCAGCCGUCUCCCAAGAAGGCCCCCCCAGCGCCUAAGACGGAGGCGGGGGGUCCCGUGGCGGCGGCCGAUGGAGGACGGGGGACUGACGACCGAGACGCGGCCGAGAAGCCUCCCCGGCUCCAGUGGUUUGAGCAGCAGGCCAAGAAGCUGGCGAAGCAGCAGGGCGAGGAGGAAGAGAGCGAGGAGGAGGGCCCGGAUGGCGACGAUUGGGAAGAUAUUGAUUCUGAUGAAGAGUUGGACUGUGAGGAUGCUGAAUCGAUGGACGAAUUGGAGCAGGAAGCAGAAGAGGAAGAGGCUGGGGGAAGUGCCCCCCUUGGUGCCAUCCCUAUAACGGACUGCUUAUUUUGUCCCCAUCAUUCAAGUUCUCUCAUGAAGAAUGUGGCUCAUAUGACUAAAAUCCACAGCUUCUUUAUUCCUGAUAUAGAAUAUCUUUCAGAUCUCAAGGGACUGAUUCGGUAUUUGGGCACUGACCCUGAACGCACUCCCCAGUAA
This is a messenger RNA of Hipposideros armiger (great roundleaf bat), 1054 nucleotides long. RefSeq names its product zinc finger protein 622 (gene ZNF622). Gene Ontology annotation, molecular function: zinc ion binding; nucleic acid binding. Gene Ontology annotation, biological process: ribosomal large subunit biogenesis. Lineage: Eukaryota; Metazoa; Chordata; Mammalia; Chiroptera; Hipposideridae. Gene Ontology annotation, cellular component: preribosome, large subunit precursor. The transcript has 3 exons. Bases 158 to 1054 code for a protein of 298 amino acids. The record is from RefSeq and is a predicted model, not a curated record.